AUGGUGCAGGAGUAUCAGUCUCCCGUUAGGGUGCACAAGUUCACCUUCGAGAUGGUGAUGGCCGCAUACGAGAGGCGGUUUCCAAGUUGUCCUCAGAUCCCAGUGGUGGUAGAGUGCGUCAUCACAGACGACAGCUGGUCAGCAGACGACUCUCAGCGACACACAACCAGGCGGUGUCAGCUAAAUGUUGAAGCUCCUUACCUCCUAAAAAAGAUGAUCGGUGUAGAUUAUAUCUACUUUAUCCAGAAGAACAGCCUGGACCUUAAGAAAAGGGUUUUGGAAAUUGAAGCUACAAACGAAACCUUCUCUGCCAGGGUCGGAGUUGUGGAGAAAUGCAAAUAUUAUGUCCACCCCGAUAACCCUGAGUGGACGUGCUUCGAGCAGAGUGCACUCCUCGACGUCAAGAACUUCUUCGGACUCGAGAGCACCGUCGAGAAGAUUGCCAUGAAGCAGUACGCUGCUAAUGUUGCUAAGGGCAAGGAGCUGAUCGACGUGUUCAUGAAGGAGGUGUACAAUGAUGGAGUGACUUCACUGAAUCCGUGGACGCAGGGUGCAGUCACCGAAAACCGGGAGCUCCGGCGAAUACUCUCCCGAGGAACCGAACCAUUGUCCCCUAUGCUGACCUCCGAGAACAGGACGCACUCCGAACCAGACCAAUACACCCUGGACAGCGACUACAUCAAGCGGUACCUGGGCGAGCUCAGCCCCAUGCAGGAGUCCCGUCUGCUGCAGCUCCGCAAGUGGAUCGCUGAUCUGCAGAAAGGCAAGGUGCCGAGCGACACCACAUUGCUGCGCUUCCUGCGCGCCCGUGACUUCAAUGUAGAGAAAGCAAGAGAGAUGCUCUCGCAGUCGCUGCUGUGGCGCAAGAAGCACCAGGUCGACCGCAUCCUCUCCGAGUACGAGACCCCUGACGUUGUGAAGCAGUACUUCCCUGGGGGCUGGCAUCAUCAUGACAAGGACGGACGUCCGCUGUACAUUCUGAGACUGGGUCAGAUGGACGUGAAGGGACUGCUCAAGUCCAUCGGAGAAGACGGCCUCUUGAAGCUGACACUUCACGUAUGCGAGGAAGGUCUGAAGCUUCUGGAAGAGGCGACGAACACGAGCGAGCACGCGGUGCAGUCGUGGUGCCUGCUGGUGGACCUGGACGGGCUCAACAUGCGCCACCUGUGGCGGCCCGGCGUGCGCGCCCUGCUGCGCAUCAUCCAGAUCGUGGAGGCCAACUACCCGGAGACCAUGGGCCGCGUGCUCAUCGUGCGCGCGCCCAGGGUCUUCCCGAUAUUGUGGACUAUUGUCAGCACGUUUAUUGACGAGAACACCCGCAGUAAGUUCUUGUUCUAUGGCGGCAAGGACUACCUCCAACCUGGCGGCCUGCUCGACUACAUACCCAAGGAGCUCAUCCCUGACUUCCUGGGGGGACCCUGCAAGAGCUUCGUGCACGAGGGAGGGCUGGUGCCGAAGAGUUUGUACGUGAGCGGCGCAUUCACGGAGCGGGAGGGAGACCCUCUCAGUGAGGACAGCAUCUACCGAUCUGUUAGCUUGGGAAAAGGACAGGUCCAUGAAGUAAUAGUACCAAACCGCGACCCUCAAAGCGUGCUGACGUGGGACUUCGACGUGUUGCGACAUGACAUCGCCUUCACCGUCUACCGCAGCGACCACGAGCUCUGCCACCCACCCGCUGAUACUACAGCGCUGUGUGUAGGUGGGGGGGACGAGGCCAAGUCGGUGCUCGACCAGAAGGGGUGGCGCGAGGGGGAACACUUCCACAGGGUGGAGCCUACACUCGUCUGUCAUGAUGGGGAGAGCAUACAGGGCUCGCACGUGAUGCUGGAGGUGGGCAGCUACGUGCUGCAGUGGCGCUGCGACGUGCUGGACUGCACGCACCGCGCCGCGCAGCUCAUGUACUUCCACGAGACGCUCACCUCGCACCACUACAAGGGUUCGAUGUCCAGCCUUCAAUCUGGUACGAGUGGGUUCUCGUGCCUCAGUGGCAAGUCAGUGAGCAGCAGCUGUCCGUCCCGGUGA
This is a messenger RNA of Spodoptera littoralis (African cotton leafworm), 2022 nucleotides long. NCBI's taxonomy places the organism in Eukaryota, Metazoa, Arthropoda, Insecta, Lepidoptera, Noctuidae. The record is from the annotation of a GenBank genome assembly.